This is a messenger RNA of Aedes albopictus (Asian tiger mosquito), 1751 nucleotides long. RefSeq lists its product as uncharacterized. The transcript has 2 exons. Bases 19 to 702 code for a protein of 227 amino acids. The record is from RefSeq and is a predicted model, not a curated record. Lineage: Eukaryota; Metazoa; Arthropoda; Insecta; Diptera; Culicidae.
UGCAUUCAAGCGGAUAUCAUGGAAACAGUGGCCAAAGAUAUUUUGCGCAAGUACCCAUGCUUGGAAAUGGUGGAUGAUGAUGGAUACGGAGAUGGUUUGAGUUACGUGGUAUUGAAGCACAAGUUAAUCAACCACAAUUCAUACCUUAACCGGUUCAAAGAUCCGAACCAUCAGACAACCAAAGUCACUUCACAGACCCGGAAAUGCAGCAACGCUAGAGCGGGUACUUCCAAAGAAUACUGGGCCAAAUCGUCCCCUGAAUGUGCCAAAGAACUUUUUGUAAAACUGCGAAGAGAUGAGCCUAACUUGCUAUCUGAUGAGUGUCUGCAAUCAACUCAUGCAUUUGUUCGAUAUCGUUUGGAUUCGCAUCGAGAUCUGAGAACGUUACUGUUGGAACUUCCGGUUCUGCGCAGAAGGAAAUUGCUGUCCUACCAUUUCAACCAAGCUACUGGAACUGACAUCGACACACUACGCAAGUUUUUCAACAUGAAACGAGUCAAAAUAAUUGAGUAUUCGGCAGCAGUCAGUAAACCAGGGAAACUGCUUGAAUCUUGCUCGGAUGCUGAAAUUUUCCAGUUUCUGGCUUCUAUGGUUGGCGAAAAUUUGAACAACCUUGUUUUGAAGAAGGAGGUAGGAACACGGAUGGAGGACAUCGAUCAUGCAUCAGGUGGACCAGUUUUGGUCGCGAUAGGUGAGUUUUGACUACAGAAUCACCCGACAUUAUACUGCCUAUUAUCGCAUGCCAAAUCUAUAUGAAUAGAAAACCCAGCAAAUAUGGGACUGGUAUGCGACCAUAGGCAGAAUAGAAUAAGCUGAAUUACUUGACUUGAGACCUAAUAAUAAAUUUAACUUAUCAUAUUUUGUUCUUCUUUUUUCUUUCAGACAUGGGAAAUGAUAAAGCUAUGUAUUACGUUUACGCUGAGCAAACACGUCUUUCGGAAGGAACUGAAGAUAUCGUUGGCGGAAUCCAGGAUCUAAUGAGCGUUCAUUACGUCCACAAUUUUGUGUACCUGAAGGAGGCAUCAAAGUUUCUCGAGCUAGUCCAACAAUACUUCCUCAAAAUAAUCCCCAGCAAGGGCUCCAAAUCGACCGCCAACCGGGUUGGUCCAAUUCAACGUGUUGUUAAGAAAGCCAUUGAAACGCUUUCAUCAUAUGACGCGUCACAGCCUGGCCCUUCUAAUUUGUGAAAUGCUAGUUUGUUCAACUGAGUGCGUUGAGUUAUGUUAAUAGUAUGAAUAAUUACUAGCGAACAUCUGAAACAUAAUGGGUUUUUAUGACAUUUAAUAUAGUUAAGAGAUAAAAGCUUGAAAUCUGCAAGUGUUAGAUGUUUUAGAUAAGAGAAUAAAAGAGUUUUUAUUAUACUCAAAAUUUGUUUCAAUGCAAUUGCUGCAAGAAUUUAUCACAUAACUUUGAUGGUUGAUGUGGUGGCACUAGUUUUGCCAAGUUGAAAUAUUCCAAAACAAAGAGGAAAAAAAGGUAAACCCACAAAUUUUCCGGGUUUUAACGUUUUUUUUGGGAUAUUUCGACUUGGGAAAGCUUAUGUCGCUCCCCAAGCGGUCAAUAAGAGAUAUUUUAACCAAAGAUAUAUAAUAUUACUAUAUAGGAUUAAACUUACAAGUAAAUGUAAAUUUAGUAUUGUGAAAAUGAAAUUUACAUCUGUCAAUUUGAGCUCAAUGUAAAAAUAAAAUCUAAUGUAAUGUUACGCCAUAUGUCACGCUCCAAUUAUGUGCAUGAUAUAUCAUGUAAACUUA